Messenger RNA from Saccharomycopsis crataegensis, 1596 nucleotides. RefSeq names its product sugar porter family MFS transporter. The coding region runs from base 1 to 1596 and encodes 531 amino acids. Gene Ontology annotation, molecular function: carbohydrate:proton symporter activity. Gene Ontology annotation, biological process: carbohydrate transport; transmembrane transport. The transcript has a single exon. The record is from RefSeq and is a predicted model, not a curated record. Gene Ontology annotation, cellular component: membrane. Lineage: Eukaryota; Fungi; Ascomycota; Saccharomycetes; Ascoideales; Saccharomycopsidaceae.
AUGGGUCUUGCACAAAACAAACUCGUCAAUCUUUUCUUCAAGGUUGAUCAGAAGAGAGGCUCAUCCAAGGUGGGUAUCACCGUUGGGUUCUUUUCUGCUUUUGCUGGUAUUUUGUACGGGUAUGAUACUGGUACUAUUUCCGGUAUCAUGGCCAUGGACUACGUCUUGGAACGUUUCCCAAAAGACAAAACUGCCAUGGCUUUUUCUUCCUCCGAACACUCUUUGAUCGUGUCUAUUUUAUCUCUUGGUACUUUCUUCGGUGCUUUGCUUGGCUCCUUCUUUGCUGACAGAAUUGGUCGUCGUAUGACUAUCAUCUUGUCCACCCUCAUUGUCUUCAACAUUGGUAUUAUUUUGCAAACUGCUGCCACCAGCAUUCCAUUAUUGUGUGCCGGUAGAGCUAUUGGUGGUUUAGGUGUCGGUUUGAUUUCUUCUUGUAUUCCAUUAUACCAAGCUGAAUGUACUCCAAAGUGGAUCAGAGGUGCUUUGAUUGCCUCUUAUCAAUGGGCUAUUACUCUCGGUUUAUUGCUUGCUUCUUGUGUUAACCAAGGUACUCACAACCGUAAAGACAGUGGCUCCUACAGAAUCCCAAUUGCUCUUCAAUUUGCUUGGGCCCUUAUCUUGGGUUGUGGUUUGAUUUUCUUACCAGAAUCACCAAGAUUUUUUGUCAAGAGGGGGGAUACUGAUAAGGCCCUUGAAUCCUUGGCUGUUUUGCACAGCUUGCCAGUCGAUGAUCCAAUCAUCCUUGAAGAAUAUAACGAAAUCAAGGCUAACUACGAAUACGAAUUGGCUCAAGGUUCUGCUACUUGGGUUGAUGUUUUCAGAACAAGAAACAGCCAAUUGAAGAAGCUUAUUACCGCUUGUUUCUUGCAAGGUUUGCAACAAUUGACUGGUAUUAACUUUAUCUUUUACUACGGUACCACUUUCUUCCAAAGUUCUGGUAUUUCUAACUCGUUCUUGAUUUCUUUGGCUACCAACAUUGUCAACUUUGGUAUGUCUGUUCCAGGGGUUCUUUUAGUCGAACUUGUCGGUAGAAGAAACUUGUUGUUGGGUGGUUCGAUUGGUAUGUGUGUCUCUGAUUUUAUCAUUGCCAUUGUUGGUGUUGCUUCGAACUCUGGUUCUGCUAAUAAGGUCCUUGUUGCCUUCACCUGUUUCUUUAUCGCCUUCUUUGCUGCUUCUUGGGGUCCAAUCUGUUGGGUUGUCACCGGUGAAAUCUUCCCAUUGGCGGUCAGAGCCAAGUCCAUUGCAUUAGCCACCGCUUCUAAUUGGCUUUGGAAUUUUGGUAUUGCUUAUGCUACCCCAUACUUGGUUGAUUCCGGUCCUGGUAACGCCGACUUGGGUUCCAAUGUCUUUUUCAUCUGGGGUGGUUGUAACUUGUUGGGUUUGUUCUUUGUGUGGGCUUUGGUUUACGAAACUAAGGGUUUGACUUUGGAAGAAAUUGAAGAAAUGUAUAACGUUGUCCCAUUGGCCUGGAGAUCCCAAGGCUUCAUUCCUACCGGAAAAGAAUUAUACGCUACUCAAGAACAAAUCAACAUUAGUGAAAAGAUUUCUGAGUCUCAAAAGGAAGAUGUCACUGAAAAUGACAGUGAUAAAGCUUAA